AUGGCCGCAACCACCGCCAGCCCCAUCGACACGGGUAUUGCUCUCACCGGCGCGCAGGAGACGCUCCUCAUAACGCUCCUCUCCAAACGCAACGACUUUUACCAGCCACGUCCGCUGCUCGCAGACCACUGGGCUGUUGCCAUCCUCGACCACCUCGGCCCAGCGCAGCACGCCGCAGUCGAAGCACGCAUCCCGCCCGGGCCUAUCUUGCACCCAGCAUGGUUUGGCUUGCGUUCCCGCACUAUUGACGAGUGGGCGGCCGACUUCCUAGACCGUCACGCUGGCCAGCCCGUUGCCGUCCUGCACCUCGCGUGCGGGCUAGACGCGCGCGCCCUGCGCCUGCGUGACCGGUGCCGCGGCAGAGAUGUGCGCUGGACAGACCUCGACUUGCCAGCGGUCAUCCACGCCCGCCGCCGCGUUGCCGUUGCCAUGCCAGAACCCGAGCCGGACGAGGGCUACACGUACAGCAUGGUGUCGGCGGACGUCACGACGACGGACUGGCUCGAAGCGUUGCCCGACGACCGCCCCACGCUCGUCAUCAUGGAGGGCCUCAGCAUGUACCUUGGCGUUGAGGACGGUCCGGCGCUCCUCCGGCGGCUUGUGGAUUGCUUCGCACCGUGCGGAGGGGAGCUAGUCCUAGACGCCAUCUCGGCCCCGUCCGCAGCGUUGUUCAACUGGCUCUUCAAGGCCAAGAGCGACUUUGACGUUCACUUUGCCUACACUGCCGACAAUUCCGACGACGUGUCGAAGCUCGAUCCGAGGCUGCAGCUCGUGGAGGGCUGCAGUCUGGUAAACAACCCGGGCGUCAGACUGUUGACCUUCUGGCUAUGCUGGAUGUUUUGGUUCGUGUCUUGGAUUCCUUAUGCGAGGGGCAUGUCUCACUACAUGCACUUCAAGAUGCAAGAGUGA
Messenger RNA from Cordyceps fumosorosea ARSEF 2679, 909 nucleotides. RefSeq names its product O-methyltransferase-like protein. Gene Ontology annotation, biological process: methylation. The transcript has a single exon. The coding region runs from base 1 to 909 and encodes 302 amino acids. Gene Ontology annotation, molecular function: methyltransferase activity. The record is from RefSeq and is a predicted model, not a curated record. Lineage: Eukaryota; Fungi; Ascomycota; Sordariomycetes; Hypocreales; Cordycipitaceae.